GUAUUGAGUUGUUGCGCUCAGCAGCAGCGCUGGCAACGCGCACUCUCCCUCUUCUCAGGGGGCGGCCUGCAAGAUGUGGUCACGCAUGCCGCUACGCUGACUGCCUGCGAGGUGGGCUUCAGGUACCGUGAAGCUGCUGCAGUGAUGUUUCACCUUGACAGGACAGGCUUGACUGCCAGCCUCCGCAGCUUC
Molecule: messenger RNA, 192 nt
Organism: Symbiodinium pilosum
Lineage: Eukaryota; Dinophyceae; Suessiales; Symbiodiniaceae
Source: the annotation of a GenBank genome assembly